UUCGAGCUCUCUGCAGGUGUGGCCCGCUGCGGCCGCUGUCUGCGAUACACUGCGCUGCAUCUUCAUAGUGACCGAAAAGUUCAGCAAGUACUCCAAUAUGCAACAAAAGGGGCUUAUCGGAGGAUUCCAUCUCAUCUCUCAAACGUAGAACUUUACUGAAAUCGAUCAUCACCGUGGCCGGAUCAAAACUCUUCACCCGUAACGACUGGCACAGAAACGAAGUAUAUUUCAUUACCGCAGCAGGCACAGGCUUGAUUGAAAUAGAGUGGCGAUACAUAUCCAUAGCUUCAUGAUCGAGUCCUUCGGAUUCGGCUUUCAGUGCCCAGGCACACCACGCUUCAGCGAGCUGCGGAUUAUGCUUCAGAGCCGUUUCUAUCGUGAGAUGAGCUUCGACCAUCGCUCCAUUGGUGUAGUAGAGUAACGCGAGUCGUAGCCACGCUUCAUCGUUAG
Molecule: messenger RNA, 450 nt
Organism: Haemonchus placei
Lineage: Eukaryota; Metazoa; Nematoda; Chromadorea; Rhabditida; Trichostrongylidae
Source: the annotation of a GenBank genome assembly